Molecule: messenger RNA, 513 nt
Organism: Mercenaria mercenaria
Lineage: Eukaryota; Metazoa; Mollusca; Bivalvia; Venerida; Veneridae
Exons: 2
Coding region: 1-513 (170 amino acids)
Source: RefSeq, a predicted model, not a curated record
AUGGGGCUUUGUCCUACCUGCUCCAAACAACGGUUUACAUCUGGAUCUCCUUAUGAUAAGGAAGGUGGUGCUGCAAAAUACAUCUGUCUACCGAAAACCCCUACAUGGGCAAAAUACGUUGACGGUAUACAAAACAUUGGUGGAUAUAUGACCGGAACAGAAUUUGAUAUAUACCCGAAUGUAUUUAACCCGUUCCCUCGAAACAUGCAAGAUCAGGAUGCGCCAUGCGUUCUUUGCCGCAGCCCAAGACCAACUACAGUUAUGGUUCCUGGUAGGACAAACUGCUAUCCUGGUUGGACAAUGGAAUACACCGGAUAUCUAAUGACGGACCAUGUGAACCACAAUUCUGCAAGUGACUAUGCUUGUGUCGAUGUUAAUCCAGAAGCUGUGUACCAUGGUGAAGCAAACCAAAAUGGCAAAUUAUUUUACUUUACGGAAGUGAAGUGUGGAUCUCUGCCGUGCCAGGAGUACCCAAAUGGUCGUGAACUUGCUUGUGUUGUUUGUUCGAAAUAA